AUGAGCAGCAUAACCCGCUGAUUCUGAUUACACUCAUAAGUGGAGCUCUCCGCCUUGCAGUGGUUGAGGAUUAAGCUUUUUACAGAUGCAAAUAAGUUGGAUUGCUGCAGAAAUUUCAUUUGUAGUCCGUCCACUCCGAACGGCUGAAAUUCCAAACCGUUCCUCCGCCUCCCCUCCCACUCGGUCCUCUCGGCUAAUUCUCAUGCAGCGCUGAUGCACAUGACAGUAAUUAAUGGGUUUAUUUAACCGUGGUUCUAACUUCUCACUGAGAAAAUGCUUCACAUCUUUUAUGUGCUGUGUAUUUUUAGAGCUUUCUCCCGUGAUGCCUUGUGUAUCUCAGUGUGUGUGUGUGUGUGUGUUUGUUAAUGUGUGCAAGGACUCUCAAACUGUGUCUUAAUUCAAUCUCUGCUAACACCUCACUCCAUCCCUCGUCCUUAAUCCGGCCAGACUAUUAAAAGGUGGCGCACCUCCUCAGGGGGCUGCAGAAAACGUCUUACUUCCUCAGGAUCCAGCUGUCCAUCCGUAUUUUUCUCCUAAUUUCCACCUCCGCUGCACCACAAGACAUCCCUGUUGUACUUUGCUCUGAGAGGUGCAGGCUCUUUCGCCCGGGUCUUGGAGAAAAGAAAAGACAUCAUCAACAGCCACAGCCAUGAAUGGCACAGAAGGACCCAACUUUUAUGUCCCCAUGUCUAAUAGGACGGGGUUGGUGCGCAGCCCAUUUGAGCACCCUCAGUACUACCUCGCCGAGCCGUGGAAGUACUCUCUUCUGGCCGCGUACAUGCUGUUCCUCAUCAUCACGGCCUUCCCCAUUAACUUCCUCACCCUUCACGUCACCAUCAAGCACAAAAAGCUGCGAACCCCGCUGAACUAUGUUCUUCUCAACCUGGCGGUGGCCGACCUUUUCAUGAUAGUUGGAGGAUUCACGGUGACCCUGUUCACAGCUCUGCACGGAUACUUCAGCCUGGGCGUCACCGGCUGCAACGUUGAGGGAUUCUUUGCCACUUUAGGAGGGGAGAUCGCCCUCUGGUCUCUGGUCGUUUUGGCCGUUGAGCGCUACAUUGUGGUCUGUAAGCCUAUGACCAACUUCCGCUUCGAGGAAAAACACGCCAUCGCUGGCUUGGCGUUCUCCUGGGUCAUGGCCCUGACCUGUGCUGCUCCGCCUCUGUUCGGAUGGUCCCGGUACAUCCCAGAGGGCAUGCAGUGUUCCUGUGGGAUUGACUACUACACUCCCAAGCCGGAGAUCAACAACACCUCAUUUGUCAUCUAUAUGUUUGUCCUCCACUUCUGCAUCCCCCUCUUCAUCAUUUUCUUUUGCUACAGUCGCCUGCUCUGCACCGUGCGAGCGGCUGCAGCUCAGCAGCAGGAGUCUGAAACCACCCAAAGAGCAGAGAAGGAAGUGACACGUAUGGUCAUAGUGAUGGUGAUCUCCUUCCUGGUGUGCUGGGUGCCCUACGCCACGGUGGCCUGGUACAUCUUUGCCAAUCAGGGAGUUGAGUUCGGACCGGUGUUCAUGACGGCACCGGCCUUCUUCGCCAAGAGCGCUGCUCUCUACAACCCAGUCAUCUACAUUCUGCUGAACAGACAGUUCAGAAACUGCAUGAUCACCACAGUGUGCUGUGGAAAGAACCCAUUCGGAGAUGAUGAAGCCGCCGCCGCAGUCUCCAAAACCCAGACUUCAUCCGUCUCCUCCAGCCAGGUGGCCCCCGCUUGACCCCUCACUCCCUCUUCUAUCUGCUCCAUCUGUUCCCGCUCACCAAGGGACCCACCACCGCAGAGCAGCAAUACGUUCCAUUGGCCGAUUCCUCCGGACUCACCUCCUCAGUUGUCCUCGCUGCAAGUUGGCGCUCGUGCUGCAACUUCAGGCAGGCAGGCUCAAUCAAAGGCCAACAUGUUCACUUUCAGCCCGUUUAAUUAUGGAAAGUGUUCAGCUGCUCCUGCAGAUUUUUAACCCGGCGUUAUAGGCUUGUCAUCUUGGUGUGGUUCCAACUGAAUCCCUUCCAGGCCUCCCCCCACUGCUUCAGUAAACAGGUUAUAGGUGAAAGUCUGAUUCAGAGUCACGCUCCCACUAAUAUUUGGAUAAACGUUUCUUAGCAUUUUGCAGAGAAGAUGCACACGUUUUGUAGCCAUGAACAAGCUACUGACAUAAUCCUGGCUGGAUAUUUCACUUUUCCUACCAGAAAGUUUAAAGCUUACAUAAUUGGUUGGAUUCCUGUGUAAUUUCUUUUUAACCAUAGUCCAUCAUUUUUUAACCGUGUUGAGGUUCCAGCUUAAUGCUAGCCUGCUCUGUCCAUCCCCGAUCCAGUUUUGAUGAGUGUUUGGGUUCAUCGUCCUGGUGGAUCACACCAGUGUCUCCAAGUUUCAACCAUGCAGCUGUGGAUUUACGCUGUGGUUAAGGAAUGUCACUGCAGUUCAUCAUCACUGGCAGCGAAACUAACCCUCAGCAUGAUCCUUCCGCCACCAUGCUGGAUAAUUGGUGGAUCCUCUCAGGUUUAAAAGCCUCAGCUUUACUCCUCCGAACAUUUUUCCCCCAUUUGUGAGGUCAAUCAGCUGAAUGUCUGUCUUAUCCCACCCGAAAACAUUUCUCCAGAAGACGAUUGGGUCGUUCAUGCGCACAUCUGCAAAUCUCUGUCAACCUUGAAAGUGUCAUUUUUGGCCGCAUCUUGACAGCAGACACGGACAUUGUUGUUCCAAAACCUUCUAAGAUCCUGUUGUUUAAAACCUUGGUAGUUCUCGGGUCAUUCCUAAUCCUCUCAUUGGAAGUGACCGUUUGGGAAAGAAGGGUGAACAUUAUACACAGUUUCAUGAUCAAAGAGGACAGAGAUACCAAACUAAAACUAUUGUGGAUACUGCUGGGUAACAAUGUCACUGAUUUUAAAUCUGUUGAAAAUAUAUAGACUGUGCAAAAAAGCCAGAUCAGUUCAAGGGAAUAAUAAAUAAAUAAAAUUAUUUACUGUUUCUAGGUAUCAAUUUCACCUAGAAGCGUGGUCUCAUACUCAGCCGUAAUGAUGCCAGAGCUUUAGUAAUGGUCACAAAAAAAACGUGGUUUCUCUGCAACUUUCUACAGGACAUUUCUUGAAAUAUUAAUGGGAUGUGUGUAAAUAUCUGAUCCUUUCUGCACUUACUUGCCCCUGUUUGGAUUAGAUAUAGAUCAAUAAUAAACCGGUCCACCCGACUGUUUUUUUUUUUAAAUCACUGUAUCAUCGUCAACCUGAAAAAAAACCAAAAACACUAGAUGUAAUGCAUAAUGAAAAGCCCCAUAUGAACGUUGCAUUUAUGUCCAUGAUAUGCGCAUGUAAACUUCUGACAGUUUAUGUCCCCAAAUCAGACACUCUGACUAACCAGUUAUGAAAUCCAUAGAUUUAUUUAAGCAUUAAUCUGUUUAAUGUUAUUAGAGUAUCAGAUUAUUCUCUCCUCUGGUCUUUAUGAUGAUAAACCUGGGAGGGUUAGCUUGUACUUUGUCUCAGCCAUGGGUGUGGAGCGAAACUGAAUAAUAUAGUGUGUGUGUGUGUGUGUGUGUGUGUUUGGCAGAUGUUUAUGUAUCUGAAUGGAUGCCAGAAUGUGUAAUGAAGAGAUGUACUGUUUGUUGUGUAGAGGCUAGGAUUUGUGUGUUGCAAUAAAAACAAAGCUGAAUGUCUGCACAACCUUA
Molecule: messenger RNA, 3646 nt
Organism: Poecilia reticulata (guppy)
Lineage: Eukaryota; Metazoa; Chordata; Actinopteri; Cyprinodontiformes; Poeciliidae
Gene: exorh
Product: extra-ocular rhodopsin
Biological process (GO): visual perception; phototransduction; G protein-coupled receptor signaling pathway
Cellular component (GO): membrane
Molecular function (GO): G protein-coupled receptor activity
Source: RefSeq, a predicted model, not a curated record